Messenger RNA from Puccinia graminis f. sp. tritici CRL 75-36-700-3, 519 nucleotides. RefSeq lists its product as uncharacterized. The record is from RefSeq and is a predicted model, not a curated record. The transcript has 6 exons. Lineage: Eukaryota; Fungi; Basidiomycota; Pucciniomycetes; Pucciniales; Pucciniaceae. The coding region runs from base 1 to 519 and encodes 172 amino acids.
AUGGUCUUUACUGAGAGGCUUGCUAUCAACAGCGCAUUCCGGAUCAAUACAAGGGAUAACUUGUGGUACAGGUAUUUCAUGGACAAAGGAGUGAAAGGUGGUACCGUACCUGCCCCCAAACCCCCUCCUCAGUGGCUCAAACAAGAUCAACGGGUAUCUGAGCGGGUAUCUUUGUAUACCUGCCACUUGCACAAGGGCGGUUGGAGGGGGUGGCCAGCAAUUGACCGGAAGGUCUUCCUUCCGGCCAACAAGUUGACGUGGCACAUGUCCCUUGUUGGCCAGAAGGAAAACCUUCCGGUCGGCAAGGAUUCCAAGGAGAAUGGGGCAUCCAAACCCAAAUCUGAAUCCUCUGGUGGGUAUCCUUUUGCCCUGGAGGGUAUCCGCCAGCGGAUAACAGGUAUCCACAACGGAUACCCUGAGGCCGUCUCUAGUACAGUCUCAAGUUUGGAGGAAUGCCCCCAACCUAAAGGCAGAGGUCACAAAGCAGGGAGGACCCCCUCCUGGAAAGCAGAUCUGUAG